CGCGCUCUUAAUUGACAUCAAUAUGAUUGAGUCGCAAAAACUUCAAGUGGUGUUUUGUAAGCUCCUUCGUACUCGGUAAAGUCAUGGUAUUCGUGUAUGUGAUGGGGAGAAAUUCACCUUGAUUCUCUCUAUUUAUGCUCCUAAACAAUUUUGAAAGACAAGAUUCUCAACCAAGAUGUGUUCAUUUCCUGGUUUGCCAGUAGUUGGAUCCAAUACGACUGUUCAUAUCACAAGAGUCAAUUUAAACCCACACACUGUCUUAGUGGAAUUUGGAGGGAGUUUAAAUAAUGGUCAAGAAAACAUUGAAGUAUAUCAACACCUUAAAAAAGACCUUGAUAUCCCUAGGAAGCGGCAGCAGCAUACUUUUGAAGGUAAACCCGGAGAAGUUUGCUUGGUAUAUGAAGACAGAACUUGGCACAGAGCACGGAUACUUUCAAAAUCUGAACAUGAAUACAAGGUGUUCCUAAUUGAUGAUGGUAAAUUUCUUUGGGUCUCAAGCGAAGUUUUGACUAAAUGUCCACAGAACCUUUGCAGUCUUCCUCCCAAAGUAGAGCUUUGCAUAUUGGCCAAUGUGUCAGCUUUAUGUCUUGAGAGUGCAUGGUCUGUGGAUGCUUUAAAUGUCAUCAGAUCUCUGUCUGGAAAAGACAUCUCCGGGUGUGUGCAGGAUGUGAUAAUGCCUUCCAGAAUCAUCAUUCUUGACAUUCCUAGUCUAUCCAAACAAAUGUAUGACCUUGGAUUUGCUAGAAAUAUGUCUAACGGAGACUUUAAAAGCUUGGUAAUGCAUUUACAGCAUUUGCCAAGAAAAAACCCUUCCAUACAGACUGACCUUGUGACUACAAAUAGUCAGGAGGAGCAUGCCAGUGACCCGGACAGGUUGGAUCAAUACCUGUAUCCUGAGUUGUUGCCUGGAGCAGUUGAGACCGUAACUGUGACGCAAGUUAUUAAUCCAUUGAAAAUCUAUUGCAAAUUGCAUGUCUUAUCACAAGAGCUCAAGAAAUUAAGUGAACAGCUCCAAGAAUACUAUGAAGACUCUUUCGCUGUUCAGAUGCCAAUGCUGCUGUAUGAUGGGUCUCCAUGUGCAACCAAAGGAAGUGAAGGCAAGUGGUAUCGAUCUGUACUUCAGCAGAACAAUGUCUCCGAUGUUGUCAAAGUCUUUCAUGUCGAUUAUGGAAUCGGAGAUUUUGUUAAACUCUCCAAUAUCAGACCUUUAUCUGCAAGGUUCUUCAAAUUGCCAGUUGUCACCUAUGCAUGCUCUCUACAUGGUGUCAUUGACAAAGGCAUUGGAUGGAGGACAGAACAGAUAGAGUAUCUGAAAUCUGUUGUACUGGAUCAAAUCCUUGUUGGGAAAUUUGAGCAUUACAGUGCAAAUGAGAGUGUCUAUUAUAUAACGCUUUAUGGAAAUGACAGUGUGAAUGUGAACGACACUUUUGGCCACAGAGAGCAGUGUUUGUCAACGACUGAAAAGAUUUGUGGUGACCGAACUCUUGAGACUCUAAACAAAGUAGCACACAAAGAUAUGUCUGGGAGAAAUGUGCCUGUACAUUCUCUUGCUUCAACCACUUUAACCAAGUGCUCCGAUUCUUUUGAAGAUGUCACUGUGACCAGACUUUCCGAAAAUGGAAAAAACCUACAACCCGCAGAGGUACGUCCCUCAUCGAAUGUCACUGCAGCUCCAUCUUUUCAGAAUGAAACAUAUGUUGUUUCACCACCCAAAACUGAAGUGGGCGCAGAGGAGAAGGUUCAAAUAACCUGUGUCCAAAGUGUAAAUCAGUUCUAUGGCCAUUUUACACAAAAUACUGAAACGGUCAUGAAAAUGACCAUAGGUAUUCAACAACUGUGCCAAAAUCAACCACAAGCAAAGUUUUCAAUUUACCCUGAGAUGAUGUGUCUUGCUAAAUACGCUGAUGGGCUGUGGCACCGAGGACAAAUUGAAUCAACGCAUCCGAAAAUACUUGUCCAAUUCGUAGACUAUGGUGACGUGGUGGUUUUGGAGAAAUCUGAUAUUCUGCCACUUCCUCCAAAGGCUAGUGAAAUUGCAUCCAUUCCCAUUCAGGCUGUUCAGUUUGAACUUUUUAAUGUCACAUUACCUGAGCAAUGUGAGCUUAAUGAGUGGUUUAAAAACUAUGCUACAGACUGCAUGUUCACCGCCAUUGUGAAACAAAAUUCAGGCAAACUAUCAGUGGAGAUUUAUGACGAGAAAACAAACCUCAACUCAAAAAUUAAAGAGCAGUGGAACGAAACGUCCAAAGGAAAAGGGUUUACCUUAAGCAAAGGAAUGGAAAAGGCUCAUAUUUUCAGUAAGUCUGCAGAAGGCAUGGAGUCUAGAGGUGAGAGACACAAUUUCAGAACUACAUCAAAAGCACAUAAGACCUCUAAGAAGGUCCCAAAACCAGUUGUUGAAGACACAUUGGAACAAAACUUCCAGACUUUUACUAGUCACACAACUGGACACAGUAGAGCUAAGCCUAUUGUUUUACAGCAACAAGUGUCAAGUCAUUAUCCAAAGCUCACAGAUCUUCCCCCGAGAGCCUUGGAUGCAGGAUUAGUUUCAGACAUCUAUGUUUCACAUUGUAAUAGUCCAUCAAGUUUUUUUGUACAAUUGGCAAGUGAUGAAGGUGAAAUAUUUUCCCUUCUUGACAAACUUAAUUCUGCUCCGUUAAGUGAUGCACAAGUUGAACUAGACCUGUUGCAGUCAGAUGACUUGGUCGUAGCUGAAUAUACUGCUGAUGGUGCCUGGUAUCGUGCGGUUGUUCAAGACAAGAAAAAUGGCGUAGUUCAGGUGCAGUUUAUUGACUUUGGCAAUGAGGCAACACUCCUGCCCCAUAAAAUAAGGCAACUUGACAAGCAGUUCCUCAGCAGCCCCAGGUUCAGUAUUCAGUGCACACUGGAAGAUGGUAGAAGGGGAAAAAGAGAUUGGACCCAGGAAGAGAUAAUGACUUUCAAAAAAGCAGCAGGUGAACAUGGUGAGAAGAAAAUUCAAUGCAAGUUCAUCCAAAAGGACACAUCUGCUUGGAUUGUUAGUUUAGAACUUGAACUUGAGGAAAGGCAUUUGUUUGAUGCCGUUCUCAAACCAGGUGCUCAACCUGAAUCCCAAAUGCACUGUGAUGAAUGUAUCCAGCCGUUUGCAUUCAAGGAACCAGCUAUAAGUCAAGGACAAAUUGUAGAUGCAUAUGCUUCAUCUAUCGUUGGACCAAAUUACUUCUGGUGCCAGUUCAAAAACUCAGAGGAACUUGACAAAAUCUCCCUGCUUGCACAAGAAAUAGGAAACUCUAGUCAAACAAAACCAAUUCGGCCAGAUCAGUUAUGCCAGGGACCCUGCCUGGCACUCUUUUCUGACAGGCUAUGGUACCGUGCACAGGUUAUCAAUACACAUUCUAAAACAGUCUCUGUUCAUUUUAUAGAUUAUGGAAAUGAGUCUGAAAUUGACUUGAUCUUUGUUAAACCCCUGCCCACCAAGCUCCUGGAAAGCCCUCCACAAGCAUUUCUUUGUCAGUUAGAAGUUUUGGGGUCCGCGGAUGGCAUGUGGAGCGACGCUGCAGCUGAUAAGUUCUUUGAGCUUCUGGUGGAUGAACCCUUAAAAGUGACCAUUCUGAAUACGGUAAUGUCCUCUGACCUUCCAAACUGUUCUCCGUAUAACGUCAUUGUUGAAUGUAAUGGGCUAAUUGUUAAUGAUCUUAUGAAAGAUUACUGGUGUGACCCCAAGCCUCAAGUUUGUAGCAAAGUGACAGUGGGCGCAAAUAUAAAACCCACUGCAAGUGAGCACAGUUUUGGAAUAAAAAGCUCUGAAACCGUUCAGAAAGAUAACGCUCCCAAGCUUAACUGUGGCCAGGUAAAUAAUGGAGCAUCAAAUGAUGUAAACCCUGACCUUCAUAGCUUUGACCCACAGAUUUCUCAGAACAAAUUAGUGGCAGCCGAGACCCAAGAGAAAAGCAUUACGUACCCAACAUUGACCGCGGUAGAUGGAAGCAUGAUGGUUCCUGAACUAUCAGUGCAGUGUUUACCUCAAGCUGUAGAUCUUCCUCUACGUAUGAUAGAACCAGGCAAGGUGUCUGAAGUGUAUGUUUCACACAUCAACAGCCUGACAAGUUUUUUUGUUCAACUGGAAGAAGAUGAAAACGCAUUAUUCACCCUCACCGAGCUAUUGAAUUCCCAUCAGCAAUCUGAGAAAGAUGAUAUUCAUGCAUCAAGUGUUCAGCAGGGAAGUUUGGUGAAGGCCAUGUUUUCUGAAGAUGAUUCUUGGUAUCGUGCGGUCGUGAAGGAUAUGACUCAAAAUGGCAUGAUUCAGGUAGAGUUCAUAGAUUUUGGAAAUGAGGCAACUGUUUCUCUCCUUAAAAUUUGUAGACUUGAUGUGCCACUGCUGUCUUACCCGAGGUUCGGCAUUCACUGCAGCUGCAAUCUAGAUGAUCAAUUUAAGAUGCAGAAAGGAAUGGAGCAGAUGUUUCUCUUCAAUAAUAUAUUUGGUGAAGCUGGUGAGAACAAGCUGUCUUGCAAGUUUAUCAAAGAAAAUGGCAUUACUUGGGAAGUUAAAAUUACUCCCAGUGGCAACUCUUCCGAUUCAAAUGAGAAAUUGGAUAGUUUAGAUGCAAAAGCAUCACCGGUAGUAUCCAAACCUGUGAAGGACACAUUCCAGCUGCUCUUCAAGAAACCAGAAGUGUCUUUGGGGCAGACAGUAGAAGCCUUUGCAUCAUGCAUUGUUGGACCAGAUUACUUCUGGUGCCAGUUUUCAAACUCUGAAAUUCUUGACCAAAUCACCCUUGUUGCCCAAGAAUAUGGAAACUCUAGUGGGACACAGCCGAUUAAGGUGGACAAGUUGGAUCCUGGAAGCCUGUGCCUGGCUCGUUUCUGUGAUGAUCAGAUGUGGUAUCGUGCGCAGGUUAUUAAUAAAUGGACAAACGUUGUAUCUGUCCUUUUUGUUGACUUCGGAAAUGAGUCUGAAACCAGUGAAAACUCUCUUAAGGCACUACCUUGUGACUUGCUGGAAAGUCCACCUCAAGCUUUUCUGUGUCAGUUGGAAGGGUUUGAUCCGUCCAAAGGAUCUUGGGACAGUGGUGCAACUGACAACUUCUACAAACUCUUAGUGGAUAAACCUCUUAAAGUGACUGUGCAGUGCAUUGACGGUAACCCUCCAUAUUAUGUUAAAGUUGAGUCUCCACAAUGUCUUGUAAAUGAGCUUAUGAUGAAGUUUUGGAGUGGUUCUGCACAAAAUGAUCAGACCUCUUCUGAGGUGAUUGAAUCCAUUGCAUCAACAUCUGAUCAACAGGUUUCAGAGGAUAAAAUGAGUGUGAGCCUUGGAAUCUCUACAGAGGAUAUGCACACAAUUGAACAACAUGGAGCUGAUCAAAUCAAACCUUUAAUAGUAAAAGGAGACUUGCUUGAUGUACCUGAGAAGAAGGUGGAUGAUCAGCUUGAUGGAGCAGAUGUGAUUGCUGUGGUCACUAAUACUGAUGUCAGUGCUGAUGAUCCUUCAAGGAUGGAUUUAGAAAUCCACAAAGUCGGUCAUGAAUCUGAUGAGGGCAUCCCUGUUGUGUCAACUGAGCAAAUGCUGCUGCACACAGAGAAAAGAAAAGAUAUAGAUGGAUCUGAAAAAGUGGGCAACCCGAAGACGGCAAGCAGAAGUAUAGCUGGUUUAGAAAAUCUAAUUUUACCCAUGGUAUUUGGUUUUUUGUUUAUGCUUUUCCUUUUCUUUGGUAUGUGGGGAUUUUUUUUUUAAUUCAUUAAGUAAUCUUGUUUUAGAUUAAUAACCGUAUUUUUGUUGUUACUUUGUAGGUUUGCACUGAAGAUUCAUGUGACUCUGUUAAGUGCAUCUUCAAAUAAACAGAAUUUUAAGCUUUAUAGUGAAAAGGUAUAAUUUUUUUCAUGGGUAAUAUGAAUGUGAACUGACAAAUAAUUGUUUCAAACAGAUAACUUUGGAAGUUAACGAUUUUAUUUUGCCAUGUUGCUUUUAAUUUUAAAACAUAAGAGCCAUGUCUGAUUGCAAUGUUAGGUUUUGUUAUUACUUUUUAUGCAGUUUUUACACAAGUAAUUGUGAACUAAAGUGAUGAUUGCACGGAAAGUGCAAGUGUUGCAGGCCAUAAUCCUGCUCUACCUUCACUCAAAAAUUGGUAGUUGGUUUGGAUUACAUGUGCAGUGAUACAUUUUUCUUUCUUCUCCUGAUUGUAAAAUAUAAGAAUGUGUAUUCAUUUUUCUUUUAUCUUGAUAAUUGUUUGUUGGAAUAAAAGCAAUUCAUACAA
Messenger RNA from Carassius gibelio (silver crucian carp), 6230 nucleotides. RefSeq names its product tudor domain-containing 6. The record is from RefSeq and is a predicted model, not a curated record. The transcript is spliced from 3 exons. NCBI's taxonomy places the organism in Eukaryota, Metazoa, Chordata, Actinopteri, Cypriniformes, Cyprinidae. Bases 176 to 5710 code for a protein of 1844 amino acids.